AUGGAGGCACCAAAGCAGAUGGAUAUUGACAUGGGAAGUGAGUCGAAGCUUGAGGCCGCGUUUGGACCCCAUGAGGCACUUUUGGUGAAGCAGACCAUGAGAGGUUGUCUUCAGGAACGCUUGGGCUGUGAUGCCAAGUCAGAGUACAAGGUGGCACCUUUCAGCGCGGACCAGAUGGAUGGCUACAGAGUCAGUGACAUGGCAAUGUCGGUUCCAGAUGUAUUGUAUGCCACCGAGGAGUCCAGUUGUUGUUGCAGGGUUUGCAAUCCUGCAGGACGCAACUCCAAUUGCAGAUCUCAGAGGGGGGAGGACCCGGUGGUGAGAAAGUACUGUACUACGACAAGCCUCUCACUUGCCCUGCAUUCAUCGUAG
Molecule: messenger RNA, 372 nt
Organism: Cladocopium goreaui
Lineage: Eukaryota; Dinophyceae; Suessiales; Symbiodiniaceae
Source: the annotation of a GenBank genome assembly